Molecule: messenger RNA, 2427 nt
Organism: Aureobasidium namibiae CBS 147.97
Lineage: Eukaryota; Fungi; Ascomycota; Dothideomycetes; Dothideales; Saccotheciaceae
Exons: 3
Coding region: 1-2427 (808 amino acids)
Biological process (GO): COPII-coated vesicle cargo loading; endoplasmic reticulum to Golgi vesicle-mediated transport; intracellular protein transport
Cellular component (GO): endoplasmic reticulum exit site; COPII vesicle coat
Molecular function (GO): zinc ion binding; SNARE binding
Source: RefSeq, a predicted model, not a curated record
AUGACACAACAGUUUUCGCAGAUGGGCAUGGCACCGCAACAACAACAACAGCAACCCGCACAAGCCCCUCAGCAAGCCGCCCCUGCUGCCCAGCGUCUGAACCCUCUUCAGCCCGUCGACAUCAGCGUUCAAGGUGCUCCCUUCCAUGUCUCGGAUCUGGAUCUGCCUCCUCCCCCCAUUAUUCUACCUCCUAACUCCAGCGUAACCCCCUCUCCCAACGCGAACUGCCCGCCCAAGUACGUUCGCUCGACAUUGAACGCCAUUCCUUCAACAAACUCGCUCCUCAAGAAGUCCAAGCUUCCCUUCGCCCUUGUUAUCCAACCAUACGCUACUCUCCACGACGCCGAGGACGACGUGCCUGUCCAGCCCGACCAGGUUAUUGCAAGAUGUCGCAGAUGCCGUACCUACAUCAACCCCUUUGCCACUUUCCUCGACCACAGCCACCGAUGGCGCUGCAACAUGUGCAACCUGACCAACGAUGUUCCCCAAGCCUUCGAUUGGGACAACAUGAAGCAACAAGCCAUUGACCGCUGGCAGCGUCCCGAGCUGAACUACUCGGUCAUGGAGUUUGUGGCUCCUCAAGAGUACAUGGUCAGAGCCCCACAACCUCUGGUAUACCUUUUCUUGUUCGACGUCAGUGUCGCGUCGGUCCAGAGUGGUCUCCUUGCCACUGCUGCCCGCUGUGUCGCCGAGUCGCUCGAUCGCAUUCCCAACGCCGACCGCCGAACUCGCCUUGCUUUCAUGGCUGUUGACUCGAGCCUGCACUACUUCACCAUCCCUAACGACGCCAGCGGUACCUCGGACUCGAACAUGCUGGUUGUGAGUGAUCUUGACGAGCCUUUCCUUCCUACACCAGACGGUCUUCUUGUCAGCUUGGCCGAUUCGCGUCAAAACAUCGAAACCUUCCUGGGCAAGCUUCAGUCCAUGUUCCAAAACACUCAGAAUGGUCUCUCGGCCAUGGGCUCGGCCAUGCGUGCUGGACACAAGAUGAUUUCUCACGUUGGUGGAAAGAUGGUUGUUUUGACAGCCUCGCUACCCAACCACGGUUAUGGCAAGCUCGACAUGAGAGAAGACAAGAAACUUUUGGGCACAAGCAAGGAGAGCUCUCUGCUGCAGACGGCCAACGCCUUUUACAAGAGUUUUGCGGUCGAGUGUUCAAAGACUCAGGUCUCAAUCGACAUGUUCCUCUUCUCUUCACAGUACCAGGAUGUUGCUUCUCUGAGCAACUUGCCCAGAUACACUGGAGGCCAGACAUACUUCUACCCGGCUUGGAGCGCCGCCCGUACCGAGGAUGCCAUCAAGUUUGCAACAGAGUUCAGCGACUACCUAUCUUCAGAGAUUGGCCUCGAGGCCGUGUUGCGUGUCAGAGCCACCACUGGACUACGCCCAAGCACUUUCUACGGAAACUUCUUCAACCGCAGCUCCGACCUCUGCGCUUUCCCUGCCUUCCCUCGCGACCAAGCAUACGUCGUCGAGAUUGCCAUCGAUGAGUCAGUCACAAAACAGUUUGUCUGUUUGCAAGCUGGUGUUCUGCACACUACAUGUAAUGGCGAGCGUCGCAUUCGCGUCAUGACCCUGUCAAUCCCCACUACACAAAACUUGGCAGAUGUCUACUCGAGCGCUGAUCAACAAGCCAUCGCCGUCUACUUCAGUCACAAGGCCGUCGAGAGGGCCUUGUCCAGUGGUCUUGAUGCCGCCAGAGAUGCUCUUCAAGCCAAGAUCAUCGAGCUUCUUCAGACAUAUAAGAAGGAGCUUGCAGGUGGUAACAUGGGUGGUGGUGGUCUUCAGUUCCCUGUCAAUCUCAGAGGUCUGCCAACUCUGUUUUUGGGUCUCAUCAAGAACCUUGGUCUCCGCAAAUCUGCCCAGAUUCCUAGUGACCUUCGUUCAGCAGCCUUGUGUCUACUUUCGACACUACCCCUGCCCUUGAUGAUCCAAUACAUCUACCCUCGCCUGUACUCGUUGCACGACAUGCCCGAGACUGCUGGUCUUCCUGACCCGACGACCGGUGCUAUUGCCUUGCCUCCUCCGCUUAACUUGACUUCGGCCAAUGUCGUUCCCUUUGGUCUCUACCUCAUCGACGACGGUCAGACACAGUUCUUGUGGCUUGGCCGCGACGCAGUUCCAGCACUGGUCAUGGACGUUUUCGGUACCGAUGAUAAGAACGCACUGAAGCAGGGCAAGACUUCAUUGCCCAUCAUAGACAGUGAGAUGAACGAGCGUGUACGCGCUGUGGUCGAGAAGAGCCGAGACCAUCGUGCCAAGGGCUGCGGUAGCAUCGUCGUGCCCUCGCUAUAUCUCGUUCGCGAGGACGGUGACCCAAGUCUCAGAUUGUGGGCUCAAAGCCUUCUCAUCGAGGACCGUGCCGACAUGGCUGUCAGCUCUGCUCAAUUCAUUGGCAUGUUGAGAGAAAAGGUAAGCACUUUCUAG